Molecule: messenger RNA, 217 nt
Organism: Racocetra persica
Lineage: Eukaryota; Fungi; Glomeromycota; Glomeromycetes; Diversisporales; Gigasporaceae
Source: the annotation of a GenBank genome assembly
GAAAUAUCCAAUGAGCUUGAACGAUUAAACGAAUUAACCAAAAAGUUUAUCGAAGUACUUACCGCCCAUAUUCAAGCACCUUCAAGACCCCGAUCAACGUAUAAAAAUUACCAACCUGCCCCGCCUAUUAUGUAUAUAAAGAUGAGUACUGAACCUACAAUAAAGCCUCUACAGGAACUUCUGCUUCUGCUUGUUAUAAUCUAUCGAACCAGAAGAA